Messenger RNA from Lineus longissimus, 1092 nucleotides. RefSeq lists its product as uncharacterized. The transcript has a single exon. NCBI's taxonomy places the organism in Eukaryota, Metazoa, Nemertea, Pilidiophora, Heteronemertea, Lineidae. The record is from RefSeq and is a predicted model, not a curated record. Bases 1 to 1092 code for a protein of 363 amino acids.
AUGUACAGCUCAGAGACUUUACCGCUAAUGAUUGUGGGUGAUAUCAACAUCAAAUUGAACCGUAAACAUGACUCUGAAACAUUGAGAUAUCUGGAACUCUUAGAUCCCCAUCGCUUUUAUCAACACGUGAACAAACCAACACAUCGGUCAGGAAACACGCUUGACCAUAUCAUUACUCGCAAAGAUGACAGUGCCCUGUUGGGUUUUACUGUUGAGCCAUGCAAGGCCCUAUCUGACCAUUUUCGGGUCUUUUUUGACAUGAAACUCAGCAGGUGCAACAAAUUGGCACCAAAGAUGAUGAAUGUACGGAAACUGAGAUCAAUUGACAAGGCAGCCCUGGCUACUGACAUUGCAGAAAUGGCCGCCUGUCCAGGCAAAGCUGAAAAUGCCACUUUAGCUUACUCUGAGAUAAUGCUAACUCUCCUUGACAAACAUGCCCUGAUGAAAACCAUUAAGUUAAAGGGCCAGACCAAAAAACCUUGGUACAAUGAUACCAUCCACGCUUCUCGUCGAACUAGACGACGUCUUGAGAAGCAGUGGUUGAAAACUGGUUUGGAGGUGCAUCGGGAGAUGUAUGACGAGCAGGGUAAGAUGGUGGUAUCCAUGAUUGUCAAUGCCAAGCGAAUGUACUAUCAUGAUAAACUGACCACUUGCGACAAUAGAAACAUGUUCCGCACUGUGAAUGGGCUCCUAUGUACAGGCACUGACCGGCGGCUUCCAACAUGCGAUGAUGAGUUGCAGCUUGCAAAUGAUUUUGCAGUCUUCCUUGAGGGGAAGAUACUGGAGAUUCCCAAGGGGUUCGCGACCCCGCACAAAGACACAGCCGAGCCUCCAGAACAAAUGCUUCCCUCCUUCCAAUCAGUAACCGAGGAAGAGCUGCUGAAACUCAUCCGGAGCCGCCUAUCAAAAUCCUGUGCACUGGACCCCAUUCCAACUAUACUACCCCUUCUCAUGAAAUGUGUAAAUGAGUCGAUUGCAUCAGGAGUUGUACCGGACUGUUUGAAGACAAGUCUGGUUACCCCCCUUCUCAAGAAGCCUAGUCUCGACCGGGACGUACUAUUAUACUAUAUUACUAGUACUAUAGUACUAUAA